Molecule: messenger RNA, 5519 nt
Organism: Planococcus citri (citrus mealybug)
Lineage: Eukaryota; Metazoa; Arthropoda; Insecta; Hemiptera; Pseudococcidae
Gene: eag
Product: ether a go-go
Exons: 14
Coding region: 860-4048 (1062 amino acids)
Biological process (GO): potassium ion transmembrane transport; regulation of membrane potential
Cellular component (GO): plasma membrane
Molecular function (GO): voltage-gated potassium channel activity
Source: RefSeq, a predicted model, not a curated record
GUUAAAGCAAAGACUAACACAAAACAGUUGCUUUAUGUCAUGUAUGUAAUAAUGUUCGUAAUAUAUUUUCAACGUGUUAACACGACAAUUCGUUUUUAGAAGAGAAAAAAUUUCUCAAGUGUCGCGUAUCGUGAAUUUUUUUUUCAAUUUAAAAGCUCGAUGAUUUUUUUUUAUUUUUAAAUUUUUUUUUUAAAUCGUAAACUUGGUGUUUGGUUAUCGUUGAAAAAAAAAGUGCUAGUGGCCAUCCUAAGGAUUUAACAUCAUCAUUAUUUGUACUUACGCUGGUCGUGGUUUUUAAAAUGAAAUCAGCUUUGUAAUCGCAAAGGAUACGGAGGUGGUUAAAUGUAGUGGAGUAAAAAGCGUCGUCGUUCAAAUAACCAACAGAUUCCAUCGUUGUAUUAUUAGUUCAACAGAUAUCAAAAUAUCUUUUGUGAUGAAAUAAUCAAACGAACGUCGACCAAUGAAGACCGAAAAAUGUGACUUCAUAAUAUUAGAUUCGAAUUCAUCAAAAGUACACAAAUUACGUAACAAAAAUGAAAUUUCAAGAAAAAAUUCAACAUUUUGAUUGCGGUUGAAUUUCACCUCUUUCCUCGAGACUCGCAGUAGUUAGAAAAAAACAUAAAUCGCAUCGGAGGCUGCGAUUAAAAAAAAAGAAAAGAAAAAAAAUUGAAAAAAACCAUACACACACACAAAGUAUUAUUUAGGUACUUCGGUGCAUUAAAAGGGAAGCCCUCUAUUUUCACCGUACCCCCAAAAUAUCUUACGUUAAUGUGUUACGUGCAGCAUCUAAGAAAACCGAAAAUAUCGACAGUCCCGCCACGUAGUGAAGCGUGACGUCACGGCAGGGGCGUACAACAGCAUGCCAGGAGGACGAAGGGGUCUUGUGGCGCCACAGAAUACAUUCCUUGAAAAUAUUAUCAGGCGUUCCAGUUCGCAACCUGACAGCAGUUUUUUAUUGGCUAAUGCUCAAAUUGUCGAUUAUCCCAUUGUAUACUGCAGUGAAACGUUUUGCAAAUUAUCCGGAUACAAUAGAGCCGAAGUGAUGCAGAAAUCUUGCAGAUGCGCAUUCAUGUACGGGGAGCUGACCGAUAAAGAAACGAUGGGGAGAAUAGACGAGUGUUUGGAGAAACAACUGCACGAUCAGCUAGAAAUAUUAUUAUACAAGAAAAAUAAAACGCCAAUAUGGUUAUUACUGCAAAUCGCUCCGAUUAAAAACGAACGAGAUUUGGUUGUUUUAUUUUUAUUAACUUUCCGAGAUAUAACGGCUCUCAAGCAGCCUAUUGAGACUGAUGAUACUAAAGGAGCCGGAGAUCUGUUAGCAGGAUUAAGUAAAUUUGCGAAGUUGGCGAGAUCGGUGACGCGGAGCAGAUCGGCGAUUGUUUCACAUGUGCCUACCAUCAAAGAUCCCAUUAAACAUUCGAAUUUUGGGCAUAUGAUGAGUUUAAACGCUGAUGUCUUACCACAGUAUAGACAAGAAGCGCCAAAAACUCCUCCACAUAUCUUAUUGCAUUAUUGUGCUUUCAAAGCGAUAUGGGAUUGGGUGAUAUUAUGUUUGACAUUUUACACUGCCAUCAUGGUACCGUACAACGUUGCAUUUAAAAAUAAAACUCCCGAAGACGUUACUUUACUAGUGGCCGAUUCCAUUGUCGAUGUCAUAUUUUUUAUUGAUAUUGUGCUCAAUUUUCAUACGACGUUUGUGGGUCCAGGUGGUGAAGUCGUAUCUGAUCCAAAAGUCAUACGAAUGAAUUAUUUAAGAUCUUGGUUUAUCAUCGAUUUAUUAUCUUGUUUGCCUUACGAUGUUUUCAACGCUUUCGAUCACGACGAAGAAGGUAUCGGGAGUUUAUUCAGCGCUUUGAAAGUUGUCAGGUUGUUGAGGCUGGGAAGAGUGGUGCGGAAGUUGGAUCGUUACCUAGAAUACGGCGCCGCGAUGCUCAUCCUUUUGUUGUGCUUUUACAUGCUGGUGGCGCACUGGUUGGCGUGUAUUUUCUACGUGAUAGGUCGUUCAGAUGCUGAAAAUGCAAUCCAGUACUCGUGGCUAUGGAAAUUAGCGAAUUUAACUCAGAUUCCGUAUUCGUACUCGUGGAUAAAUAACGGAACAACUACUGAGCUUACAAAUGGACCAUCCAGACGAACCAUGUAUGUUACUGCUUUGUAUUUCACUAUGACAUGUAUGACAAGCGUGGGCUUUGGUAAUGUCGCUCCGGAUACUGAUAACGAGAAGAUAUUCACUAUUUGUAUGAUGAUUAUUGCCGCUUUACUCUACGCUACCAUUUUCGGUCACGUUACCACGAUUAUUCAACAAAUGACCUCGGCUACCGCCAAGUAUCACGAUAUGUUGAAUAAUGUCAGAGAAUUCAUGAAACUUCACGAGGUUCCGAAAGCUCUCUCGGAAAGGGUUAUGGAUUACGUUGUAUCGACGUGGGCGAUGAGCCGAGGAUUGGAUCCGGAUAAGGUGUUGAAUUACUGCCCGAAAGAUAUGAAAGCGGACAUCUGCGUUCAUCUGAACCGAAAAGUAUUCAACGAACAUCCGGCGUUUAGAUUAGCCAGCGAUGGAUGUCUUCGAGCGUUAGCAAUGCACUUUGCGAUGAGCCAUUCGGCGCCUGGAGAUCUUCUAUAUCAUACGGGAGAAUCGAUAGAUUCUCUCUGUUUUAUUGUUACCGGGUCUCUGGAGGUGAUCCAGGAUGACGAAGUAGUGGCAAUUUUAGGGAAAGGAGACGUGUUCGGUGAUUCGUUCUGGCUUCAGGGGCAGGAUGUAGGUCAGUCAGCGGCAAAUGUUCGAGCUUUAACAUACUGUGAUCUUCAUACAAUUAAGCGAGAUAGAUUACUCGAAGUACUCAACUUUUAUGAUGCGUUUUCCAAGUCUUUUGCUAGAAAUUUAAUCCUUACUUAUAAUUUAAGGCAUAGGCUGAUUUUUCGUAAAGUGGCCGACGUAAGGAGAGAGAAAGAAUUAGCUGAAAGGAGAAAAAACGAGCCGCAACUAGACUCGAAUCAGGAACACGUAAUGAGAAAAAUAUUUUCGAAAUUUCGCCGAGACCGAUCUCAACUACAGCCUUCGUACUCGGUAUCGGAUGUGGAAAAAGGGACCCAACAAGAUAUCAAAUCCAGUACAACUCCUAAAGCGGAAACCGUUUCCGAUCAGGCUCAAUUAGGAAACAGUACCACGAGCGUAGCCACUCUAGCUAGCAUGGCGAUUAAACCAAGCCGACCAUCGAUAGCGAAAAGUAAAUGGGGUAGAUUUUCCAGCGGUAGCGUGAGUGAUUCGGUGAAAAGCGAUUCGGUUCUAUCGAGACCUGCCUCGAUACGUGAUUCCUCGAGUAGUGCUCCAGGAGGUGGCAAAACUUUGAGUAAGGCUUCGUCGGAAACGCCUUCGGUGCAGACACGUACUAUACAUAGGCAAGACACUAUCGAAGAAGGUAUCGAGAUAUAUACCAAACCUAGGACGCCAGAAAUCGAGCAGUCAGAGAAACAAGAACAAAGCAGUGGGGCAGAAUCAGGUCAGCGAAAAUUAGAGAUUCCGUUACCGAAACAUUUAGUUCAAUCGUCGUCGGGUGAAAUAAAAGAAAUUCUUUCCACUGUGAUGGAGCUAAAAGCCGAUGUCAAGUUGGAAGUUCAAAAGCUCAAUCAAAGAAUAGAGAAAAUCGAAGAUAUGUUUCAAAAGAUAAUAACAACGUUGACCGAGACUCGUAGUGUUCCUUCGCAACCGAUGAUCAACACCGAGCAGCAAACCGAUGCUAUGUCAGCUCCGUCGUUCACCCAGCUCAUUAGUCCAGUCAGUGAUCGAGAUAGUGCUUCCACGGCCACCGAAGGUGCUCACCAACUGCCCCCUAUUGGUAAUCUGAUGCUACGAAAACGAAGGAGUAAAACUCGCACCAAAGCUACCGCUCCCGGAGUACCACACCGAAUUACUUCUCAACGUCCUAGACCUUUGCUCAGGGAUCCAGAAAGCGAAGAAACGCCACCGGUAGUCGUAUCUUCGGUACCGAGUACGCAAGACGAAGAUGUACCAAGUACCAGUGCUACCUUAAAACCGCUGUCUGAAUUUUUGUAAAAUUUCGCCAGGUUGUAAUUUUUAAUUCUAAAGAAAAAUCCCACAAAUGCUAUUAUAGUGAUCUGAAGUCGUCGAUAUUAUUAAUGUAAUUUUGUACUAUAAAAAAAUGCCAAGCUGAAUCAAACAUUUUUACUAUAGGACUACUUUUUUUUUCGUUUUUUUUUUUUUCUAAUUUAUACGCUCAGUUUUUUUAUAUUCGCGUAUUAUUUCUAAGUGUACUGUACUUUCUUAUGUUUGCACGCUUAGAAAAUUCUACAAAUUUUGUGAUCUGAUUUUCGCCGCGAACAUUUUUUUUCAAUUGUGUUUUUUUCUUUUUUUAAUUUUUUUUACGCCUUUAUUAGUUAAGUUAAAGCAAUAUUUAUUUUCCACUAUGUUACUCUCGAACUUUUUAGUGAGAUAUUUAUUGUUGUAGGAUAUGAUUUUGUUUAUUUUUCGAUCGUUAUUUUCUAUUUUUAUUUGUUUACAUUAUUUUUACACACAUCGCUGAUGUAGAGGACUACUAAGCUUCUUUGUUCCCUCAUGUCUCUUGUUAUCGGUUCAGGCGAACUCGUUCUUUUCGCCGGUGCGAAUGUGUACCUACCUACUACCUAUACCUACUACCUAUUCGUAUAUAAUCGUGCCAAAAUGCAGCAUGGAUAUGUUCUUAUAAUUUUUAAGUAUUUUACCAACAACAUCGUUGCUUUUUCAAAACGAGCACCAUUCAAAGUAUUCUACCAUUUCUUUUUUUUUCGUUCUCGAUAUCGUUUAAAUAUAUAUAGUGUUACUUUCUAAAAAAAAGUGAUCGAAAUAAUAAAACGCCGAAAAUGAAAGCACAUUUUUAAAAAAUGUACAUACCUUUUUAAUUUUUUUCGAAGUUAAACAAAAAAACGUGUAAUUUUUUUAAACGCAAUUUCACGAAUUCAUUUUUAAAAUCAAAAUUUUCAUAUGGACUUGUACCUAUGUACUUAUGUGUAUUUUGUAGAGUUGGCUGCAGCUGUCGUUAAAAUACUUACUUCUAAUUUCAAAUUUCAUUCCGUCGUUGUACUAUUUUACCUAUUCGCGUAAUAAUGCCAGGCAGCAUUUCCUAAACGUAUCUGAUAAUCACACAUAUCUUUUGAAAAAAAUGGGAGCAAAAUAUCAAAAAAAAAAAAAAGUUAACGAAUUAUGAUAUGUAAUUUGAAUUAAUUGCGAUUAUUUAAAUGUGUGUGAGUCUUCCAUUAUGUGUGCGUUAUCGACUUAUCGAGGAUUUUUAUUGAUUCGAAAUACCUACGAAUAUUACGAUGUACAAUAAUUACGAAUUUAUAAAUUAUUAAUUAUUCGAUGAAAAAUUUAAAAUUUAAAAUAGGUUUGGGAAACGUUGGCGCAUUAUUGGUUGAAAAGUCUGGUAUAUUGGAUUUAUUUUCUAUAGUCGUGUUCAUUACAAAUUAUGACAUGACUGGUAUUUUUCAAAAAUACUCACUAAUGUUAUUUUAAAUAAAUUGUUACGUUGAUA